Macrobrachium nipponense is the source of this 574-nucleotide messenger RNA. It is a transcript of the gene RpLP0-like, whose product is annotated as mRNA turnover protein 4 homolog. Lineage: Eukaryota; Metazoa; Arthropoda; Malacostraca; Decapoda; Palaemonidae. Gene Ontology annotation, molecular function: RNA binding. The transcript has 3 exons. Gene Ontology annotation, cellular component: preribosome, large subunit precursor; nucleolus. The record is from RefSeq and is a predicted model, not a curated record. Gene Ontology annotation, biological process: rRNA processing; nuclear-transcribed mRNA catabolic process; ribosomal large subunit biogenesis. The coding region runs from base 230 to 574 and encodes 114 amino acids.
ACUACUACUACUACUACUGCAGUCGGCACGUGUCGAGAAUUUUCGAAAAUUAGUAUUCGCGAUCUAGAGGUAUCGUAUUUACACACAGUACAGCUGAAAAUAGCAAAGCCGCUGAACUUGAAGUACGAGAAGAAAAAUCACCUAAACUUCAUAAGUAAAGGGAAGCUUUUUUGACCCAUCUACGUUGUGUAAUACCUAACCCAAGAGUAGACCAGCGGACUCCAUUACGAUGCCCAAGUCAAAGAGAGACAAGAAAAUAUCCUUGACGCGGACCACAAAGAAAGGGCUGGAAUUCAAGCAGAAUUUGGUUGAUGUAAUCCGUGGUUGUGUUGACCAGUAUGCUCGGAUAUUUGUUUUUAGCACACAUCACAUGCAGACUAAUAACCUGAAAGAUAUGCGUCUAGAAUGGAGCCACAGUAGGUUUUUUUUAGGAAAAAAUAAAGUAAUGGCCUUGGCCUUGGGACGUACUCCUGAGGAGGAAGUAUGUGAAAACAUCCACAAGGUUUCUAGCAAACUAGUUGGACAUUGUGGUCUUCUUUUUACAAAUUCUACAAAAGAUGAAGUUCUUGAGUAA